Messenger RNA from Rattus norvegicus (Norway rat), 3488 nucleotides. The record is from RefSeq and is a predicted model, not a curated record. NCBI's taxonomy places the organism in Eukaryota, Metazoa, Chordata, Mammalia, Rodentia, Muridae.
GCAAGGCCUGCAGACUCACUUGCCAGAAACAGUAGAGAAGGAAGGAUGUUCUCUUGCUGUCUUCGGACUACUCGAGGCUCAGGCCUCAAGAAAGACAACAGGGAAGGCCAUGGUGGUGUCUGGAGGCACAGGGUUGGCUCUUGUCUUCAACGCCUGUGGCCAUUUUCCCGAAAGGGAAGAUCGUUGACCAGGAGCAGUCAAGGACAGGAGCACACAGACAAGGAUGAGAAUGAUUCUGCAGCACAGGACCUGAGGGAGUCCUAUAGAGACUCCAACUUUAGUACAGAGGCUGUGGUUAAGCUAAGGAACAACCUGGGGCCUUCUCUGCAGGAAGGGGACACCUUUUAUGUCCCUGCCUUUGUGAUCACAUACCAAAGAUUUGACACCCCCCUACUGGUACUGGACCAGCUGUUCCUGAGGUAUGCCAACUUCAGCCCUUAUUGUGAAGAGGAUGAACAAAUAAAUAACACCCUCUGUAGCUUCCUGGAAACAUGGAUGGACAAGAACACCUCGGAACUGUUCAUACUGAAAUAUAUAAAGGCCUACUUUGACGUGUGUAUGGCACACUUAGAUCUUAGUGUCCAUGUCAAUAGGUUCAUGACUCUCAUGCAGGACAAUCAAGCCAAGGAUUCCCAUCCAAGGAUGAGCAAGGCUCAGAUCUGGGGAGACACACAUCCUCAGAUCCACAGAUUGGAUGGGUGUAAAACAGCAGGAAAAGAGUCACUCUAGAGCCAGAACCAACUUGUGCAUCAGAGUUGGAGGGCACAAAAACCUCCAGAACUUUCUGUGAAGCAUGAGUAGCUGCAACCAGAUGUGGCAGCAGCAGCACAGACAGCACACAUGAUAGCAGCUGUUGAACUUGUGUCUCAGUUUGUCUGUAGAUACAAUGUAUCUUUCACUAACUUCCUACUUGCUACAGAGGGCCUACAUCUUCAGAGAAUGGCCCUGUCACACCUUGUGUGGGCCUGCCCUGUAUCUGUGCUACUGCUCCUGCCCCGGGUGCUCAGCCCCUCACUUCAAUCUAGCAGCAGUUCCAGGCCCACAGCCAGCCUUCUCCUUCCCCUGAGAUAUCACCUUUUUAUUCUUUCUGAUCUUUUCAAUUUUGUGUUUAAGUAUUGGUUUUAAUAACUUGUUGUUGUUUGUUUUCAAAAAAGAAAGAAAGAAAACUACUUUUCUAAUUCUUUUCUCAUAACCAACAUCAACAUACAUGAAGAAAAAACUCAAAGCAGUUCCACUAAAAUCAAGAACAAGAUGAGGUUGCCCACUCUCUCCAUAGCUAUUCAAUAUAGUACUUGAAAUCUUAGCUGGGGAAAUAAGACAACUGAAGGAGAUCAAGGGGAUACAAACUAGAAAGGAAGAAGUAAGGCUAUCUUUAUUUGCAGAAGAUAUGACAGUAUAUUUAAGUGACCCUAAAAAUUCUUCCAGAAAACUCUCAUGGCUGAUAAACACUUUCUGCAAAGAAGCAAUAAACAAAAUUAACUGACAAAAAUCAGUAGCCCUCCAAUAUACAAAUGACAAACAUACUGAGAAGGAAAUCAGUGAAACAACACCUUUCACAAUAACAAAAUAUUUGGGCGUUAUCUCUAACCAAGCAAGUGAAAGACUUGUAUGAUAAAAAAAAAAACUUUGAAGAAAGAAAGAAAUUGAAGACGACAUCAGCAGAUUGGAAAGAUCUCCCAUGCUCAUAGAUUUGUAGGAUUAGCACAGUAACUAUGAACAUCCUACCAAAAGCAAUCCCCAUUAAAAUUCCAACACAGUUCUUUAUAGAUCUUGAAAGGAUGAUUUUCAGCUCCAUAAGGACACACACACACACACACACACACACACACACACACACCACACACACACACAAAGGGCAUAUAAAACAAUCCUGAAUAAUAAAAGAACUGUAAGAGGUAUCACUAUUCCCAAUUUCAAGUUAUACUACAGAGCUAUACAAAUACCAACAGCAUGGUAUUGGCACAAAAAAAAACAUGUUAAUUAAUGGAAGUAAAUUGAACACCAGGCAUAAAUCCACACACCUAUGGAUACCUGAUCUUUUAUAAAGAAGCUAGAAAUACACCAUAGGAAAAAAAAAGACAGUGUCUUCAAUAAAUGGUGCUAGUCACACUUCAUGGGUGAAUGUGGAAGAAUCAAAAUAGAACCAUACUUACCAUCCUGCACAAAACUCCAAGUAGAGUGAUGAUCUCAACAUAAAAUGCAUACAUAUAACAGGUCAGAAGAGGAAAUGGGGAAUAGCUUUGAGCUCAUUGUCACAGGAAAAGACUUUCUGAACAGAACACAGUAAAGGUACUAAGAAGAACAAUUAAUAAAUGGAACCUCGGGGAAACUGAGAAGCUUCCACAUGGCAAAGCUCACCGUCAUUCAAACAAAGCAGAGUGGGAAAAGAUUUUUACCAAUUCCAUAUCCGAUAGAGGGAUAAUAUCAAAUAUACAGAAAGAACUUGAAAAAUAGAUCUCAAAAACUCAGGUGACAGCAGAUGCUGGCAAGGAUGUGGAGGAAGAGGAACACUCCUCCAUUGUUGGUGGGAUUGCAGACUGGUAAAACCAUUCUGGAAAUCAGUCUGGAGGUUCCUCAGAAAAUUGGACAUUGAACUGCCUGAGGAUCCAGCUAUACCUCUCUUGGGUAUAUACCCAAAAGAUGCCCCAACAUAUAAAAAAGACACGUGCUCCACUAUGUUCAUCGCAGCCUUAUUUAUAAUAGCCAGAAGCUGGAAAGAACCCAGAUGCCCUUCAACAGAGGAAUGGAUACAGAAAAUGUGGUACAUCUACACAAUGGAAUAUUACUCAGCUAUCAAAAACAAUGACUUUAUGAAAUUCGUAGGCAAACGGUUGGAACUGGAAAAUAUCAUCCUGAGUGAGCUAACCCAAUCACAGAAAAACACACAUGGUAUGCACUCAUUGAUAAGUGACUAUUAGCCCAAAUGCUUGAAUUACCCUAGAUGCCUAGAACAAAUGAAACUCAAGACGGAUGAUCAAAAUGUGAAUGCUUCACUCCUUCUUUAAAAGGGGAACAAGAAUACCCUUGGCAGGAAAUAGAGAGGCAAAGAUUAAAACAGACACAGAAGGAACACCCAUUCAAAGCCCGCCCCACAUGUGGCCCAUACAUAUACAGCCAUCCAAUUAGACAAGAUGGAUGAAGCAAAGAAGUGCAGACCGACAGGAGCCGGAUGUAGAUCGCUCCUGAGAGACACAGCCAGAAUACAGCAAAUACAGAGGCGAAUGCCAGCAGCAAACCACUGAACUGAGAACGGGACCCCCGAUGAAGGAAUCAGAGAAAGAACUGGAAGAGCUUGAAGGGGCUCGAGACCCCUUAUGAACAACAAUGCCAAGCAAGCAGAGCUUCCAGGGACUAAGCCACUACCUAAAUACUAUACAUGGACUGACCCUGGACUCUGACCCCAUAGGUAGCAAUGAAUAUCCUAGUAAGAGCACCAGUGGAAGGGGAAGCCCUGGGUCCUGCUAAGACUGAACCCCCAGUGAACUAGA